AUGGCGACCAAGAGCAGCGGCAAAGAGCCGGAAGCAUCCGACGAAGUGCCUACGAACCCGCGUGGCAUUCCACGGGCGCCCUUUGUCGACCGGGUCGAGGACUACGUGGCCUCGCGGGACGACGUCGAGCCGACGCUGCGGCGGUUCCAGGAGAUGAUAUCAAAGUACCAGUUCAUGGAGUCCAACCUUCAGCGCCGUGUAGCUGGUCUGGACGAGAAGCUGCCGGACAUUCAGAAGACGCUGGACACGGUGCGGUUCCUGCAGCUGCAGAGGAAGAAGGGCGGGUCUCAGUCGGGCGCGGACUCGGAUGCGGAAUCAGACGACGGCGACGCAGCCAUCGAGACGACGUUCGAGCUCAACGACACGCUGUACGCCAAGGCGACUGUGCCGCCGACCGACGAGGUGUAUCUGUGGCUGGGGGCCAAUGUGAUGCUGGCAUAUCCCAUCGACGAAGCCGAGACGCUGCUGCGGCAGAAGCUGACGACGGCCCAGACGACGCGGCGCAACUGCGAGGAGGACCUGGAGUUUCUACGGGAGCAGAUCACGGCGCAGACGAUGGAGGUGGCCCUUGCGCGAGUGUACAACUGGGACGUGGUGCAGAAGCGGAAAGAGAAGGAGGGCGAGGCGGCAGCAGCCAAGGACGGCAAGGCUGUCGCGGGGUCAGGUGGCUAG
Messenger RNA from Grosmannia clavigera kw1407, 672 nucleotides. Its product is annotated as prefoldin subunit. The coding region runs from base 1 to 672 and encodes 223 amino acids. The record is from RefSeq and is a predicted model, not a curated record. The transcript has 5 exons. NCBI's taxonomy places the organism in Eukaryota, Fungi, Ascomycota, Sordariomycetes, Ophiostomatales, Ophiostomataceae. Gene Ontology annotation, biological process: microtubule-based process; protein folding; tubulin complex assembly. Gene Ontology annotation, cellular component: prefoldin complex; cytoplasm. Gene Ontology annotation, molecular function: tubulin binding.